UUUCAGGAUCUGUCGGGCUCCAUCGACGACCUGCCCACUGGUACAGAGGGGGCCCUGAGCCCCGGGGUCAGCACUUCAGGGGUGUCCAGCAGUCAGGGCGAGCAGAGCAACCCUGCCCAGUCGCCUUUCUCUCCACACACUUCACCCCACCUGCCAGGCAUACGUGGGCCCUCCCCCUCGCCUGUGGGUUCCCCUGCCAGUGUCACCCCCUCUCGCACCGGUCCUCUGUCUCCCGCUGCUGUGCCAGGUAAUCAGAUGCCUCCGCGGCCGCCCAGCGUCCAGUCGGACAGCAUCUUGCACUCUUCCAUGAACCAGUCAGCCAUGGGCCAGGACAGGGUGUACAUGCGUAACCCUCAGAUGCCCCCAUACGGGUCCCCUGGACAACCUGGCUCUGCCUUAUCUCCACGUCAGUCUUCGGGAGGCCAGAUGCAUAGUGGGAUGGGACCCUACCCCCAGAACAACUCCAUUGGAAACUACGGGCCUCAGGGGGGCCAAUACGGCCCACAAGGUUACCCUAGACAGCCCGGCUACACAGCGAUGCCCAACGCCAACUACCCCACUGGCCCCGGAAUGGGUGGCUCCAUGAACCCCAUGCCUGGUCAGGCAAGCGGGACUCCUUACGGAAAUAUGCCACCCGGUAGAAUAGUCCCGGGCCAGAUGGGUGCUCGGCCCUACGGUCCUGGAAUGGCCUCUAACAUGGCAGGCAUGCCUCCUCAGGUGGCUUCCGGAAUGUGUCCCCCACCAGGCAUGAACAGGAAGGAUGGUGGCCCCUCCAUGCUCCAUGGGCCCACUAAUUCCAUACACAACAGGCCUCCUGGCUACCCGAACAUGUCCCAGGGCAUGAUGGGAACAGGCUCUCCAUAUGGCCCUGGCAUGAACAGCAUGCACGGUAUGAUGAACCAGGGAGGGCCAGGGCCUUACCCAAUGGGAGCAAACAUAGCCAACAACACCCCUGGAAUGGCUCCCACUCCGGAGUUUGGCAUGGAUAAAAUGAACCCUGCUCAGAAGAUGAACAACAAAGUGGAAGGGACUCCCAAGCCUGAAUCCAAAAAGAAGUCAAGCUCAUCCACCAUCACCAAUGAAAAGAUUACUCGUCUGUAUGAGCUCGGCCCGGAGCCAGAGAGGAAGAUGUGGGUGGACAGAUACCUGGCCUUCGCUGAGGAGAAGGCCAUGGGCAUGAACAACCUGCCCGCUGUGGGACGCAAGCCUCUCGACCUCUUCAGACUCUACGUGUCUGUCAAAGAGAUUGGGGGCCUCACUCAGGUGAACAAAAACAAGAAGUGGAGGGAGCUGGCCACCAACCUGAACGUAGGCACGUCGAGCAGCGCAGCCAGCUCGCUCAAGAAACAGUACAUCCAGUGUUUGUACGCCUUCGAGUGCAAGAUUGAGCGAGGCGAGGACCCGCCCCCAGACAUCUUCAACACAGACACCAAAAAGAACCAGGCAAAGAUCCAGCCUCCCAGCCCAGCUGGUUCUGGAUCCCUGCAAGGGCCCCAAACUCCUCAGUCCACCAGUAGUUCGAUGGCGGAGGGGGGAGACCUGAAGCCCCCCACUCCGGCGUCCACUCCACACACACAAAUGCCUCCAAUGCCUGGCGUCAGGAGUAGCGUGAAUUUACAAGACCCUUUUGCUGAUGGUGGCGACCCAGCAUUUUCCAGAAGAAACGCCAUGACUCCCAACUCUCAGGGUUACCAGCCUGGGAUGGGCGGCCCAGAGAUGAUGGGGCGAAUGGGUCCCUACGAGUCCAACAAGGACCCCUUCGGUGGCAUGAGGAAAGCUGGAGAGCAGUUCAUGUCGCCUGGACCCAACAGUGGGAUGGGAGAGCAGUAUAACAGAGGCCCACCAGGCCCCAUGGGCAACAUGCAGAUGGGCCAGAGGCAACAGUACGCAUACGGAUAUGACCGAAGACAGGAGCCAGGCAUGGGCCCUGAUGGCAGCAUGGGACCAGGAGCUCCUCAGCCCAACAUGAUGCCUUCUGGAGCCGACACAGGGAUGUAUUCACCCAGCCGCCCUCCACCACAGCAACGGCAUGAGUCCUAUACCAAUCAGUACCCUGGCCAAGGGGCUCCCCCUGGUGGCCCAUACCCAAAUCAACAGCCAGGAAUGUAUCCACAGCAACAACCGAACUACAAGCGUCCUGUAGACGGAGGGUAUGGACCUCCUGCCAAGCGACAUGAGGGUGAAAUGUACAGUGUCCCCUACAGUGGUCAGCAGCAGCCAGGGCCACAACCAUCGGGGCCCCAGGGCCAACAGGACAUGUAUAACCAGUAUAAUGCGUAUCCUGGAGGUGAACGAAGACCACCAGGGCCACAGAGCCAGUUCCCCUUCCCCUUUGGUCGGGAAAGAGGACCAUCAUCUGCAGGCCCCAACUCUCAGUCUCCAAUGCCUCCCCAGAUGAUGACGAGUCCCAUGCCUUCAGGUCCCGAUGGCCCCCAAGGACCAAUGUGGCAGGGUCGCACUGAGAUGGGAUACCCUAACUAUCCCAACCGACAGGGACCUCCUGUACCUGGCCAGGGCCCCGGCUACCAUGGCAUGAACCGCUCGGAGGAGAUGAUGCCAUCAGACCAACGCAUGAACCACGAGGGCCAGUGGCCUGGACACGUAAACCAGCGGCAGCCACCAUUUGGCCCUGGAGGUUCUGGACCUCCCAUGACCAGACCCCUGCCAUCCACCUACCAGACUUCCCAGAACCACAUUCCUCAAGUGUCAAGUCCAGCGCCCAUGCCCCGGGCAAUGGAAAGCAGGACAUCACCCAGCAAGUCCCCUUACAUGCAUCCGGGCAUUAAGGUGCAGAAAGCCGGACCUCCAGUACCUGCCUCCCACAUUGGCCAGGCCCCCGUACAGCAACCCAUGAUCAGGCGGGACGUGGCCUUCCCUCCAGGCUCUAUUGAGGCCUCCCAACCUCACCUUAAACCCCGCAGGCGGCUCACCAUAAAAGACAUAGGCACUCCUGAGGCUUGGAGAGUGAUGAUGUCACUUAAGUCAGGCUUACUAGCUGAAAGCACAUGGGCCUUGGACACCAUUAACAUUCUGUUGUAUGAUGACAACAGCAUUUCUACAUUUAACUUGUGCUCGCUUCCUGGAUUCCUGGAGUUGGUGGUUGAGUACUUUAGACGCUGCCUCAUCGAGAUCUUCGGCAUCUUAAAGGAGUACGAAGUAGGGGACCCCGGCCAGCGCACCCUCAUAGACCCCAAUGCUGCGGAGGACUCUGAUGAUGAAAUCCCCAUGUCAGAGGGUGAGGACAUGGACACGGAUGAAGAAGACGAAGAGGAUGAGGAGGUAAAGGAAUCAAAGGCCAACCCUGACACCUCCUCACCAGUCCAGGUGAAACUGGAGGAGGAGAGCUCCCAGAAAGACAAGUCUUCAGAGGACGAGGAGGAGGAGAAGGAAAGGAAGCCUUCUAUCAAGGAACCCAGUACCUCUACCUCAGGGUCCUCCGUGGACCCCAACCUCCACUCGGAAAAGCCCAAGCAGGCUAGCAAGUUUGAUAAACUCCCCAUCAAGGUCGUUCGGAAGAAAAAUCCCUUCCUGCUGAACCACUCAUCCAAGCUUGGGCAGCGGCAGAGCUUUGACAGCGGCUUGAUACACUGGAGUAUUGGUGGGGGGGACACUACCGAACACAUCCAGACCCACUUUGAGAGUAGGAUGGAACUCCUCAAGCAACGGAAACACUUGCAAACAGCUGAUAGCCGUAAGAAGGUACAGCUUCUAGAGAUGGCAACAGAAAAUCCUGAGAAAUCCAAGUCCAAUGAGGAAGAUAAACCUCGGCAGCAGCCAACCCAGUCCUCUGAACCUCAGAAGUCUCUAGCAGAGAAGACCACUCCUCCACUUCCGAUUCCAGUCACUGCCACCAUUGAUGAUGUACUAUCUGCCCGUCCGGGGUCGGUCACAGAGGAAGUAGUUCGUGGAGGUGUAGAGGAGCAGAAAGAAAACGGCAAGUACCUGUUCAGCAUCAACCCGGACUUCCAGAGCCGCCGUAACGUGAAGAUCCUGGAGGACGAGCCUCACAGCAAAGAUGAGACGCCACUCAGCACUCUGUCGGACUGGCAGGACUCGCUAGCUCGGCGCUGCAUCUGCAUCUCCAACAUAGUGCGCAGUCUGUCCUUCGUCCCAGGUAACGAUUUGGAGAUGUCAAAACACCCAGGCCUCCUGCUGCUGCUGGGCCGCCUGGUGCUGCUCCACCACAGGCACCCCGAACGCAAACAAGCACCGGUCACCUACGAGAAGGAGGAGGAGGUAGAUGAGGGUGUGAGCUGCGAGAGAGACGAGUGGUGGUGGGACUGCCUCGAGGUGUUAAGGGAGAACUGUUUGGUCACUCUUGCAAACAUCUCAGGACAGCUGGACCUUUCUAUCUACCCAGAGAGUAUAUGCCUGCCGCUGCUGGAUGGCCUGCUCCAUUGGGCUGUCUGCCCCUCAGCAGAGGCCCUGGACCCUUUCCCCACGCUGGGGCCCCACGGCUCACUUUCCCCCCAGAGACUGGUUCUCGAGACCCUCAGCAAGCUCAGCAUCCAGGACAACAACGUUGACCUCAUUCUCGCAACACCGCCGUUCAGCCGCUUAGAGAAACUCUACGGCUCACUGGUGCGUCUGGUCGGUGAGCGCAAGGUGGCCGUCUGCCGGGAAAUGGCGGUCGUCCUGUUGGCGAAUCUUGCCCAGGGUGACAGCAUGGCUGCUCGGGCUAUUGCUGUGCAGAAAGCCAGCGUAGGUAACCUGCUGGGCUUCUUGGAGGACAGCCUAGCUGCCACGCAGUACCAGCAGAGCCAGAGCUCCUUGCUACAAAUGCAGGGCGCGCCCCAGUUUGAGCCCACCAGCGUGGACAUGAUGCGGCGGGCGGCCCGAGCCCUGCACGCCCUUGCGAAAGUAGAGGAAAACCACUCGGAGUUCACGUUGUACGAGUCGCGACUACUGGACAUCUCAGUGUCCCCACUUAUGAACUCUCUGGUGUCCCAAGUGAUCUGUGACGUACUAUUUCUGAUUGGCCAGUCAUGA
Paralichthys olivaceus (Japanese flounder) is the source of this 4989-nucleotide messenger RNA. The record is from RefSeq and is a predicted model, not a curated record. Lineage: Eukaryota; Metazoa; Chordata; Actinopteri; Pleuronectiformes; Paralichthyidae.